GUAACGCCCAGUGUAACGGUUGGUGUUCGUAGAGCAUUGUGUGUUGUUUCGUAAGAACUCAGAAUUGGGUUGUUCACACCGAAAGGAUCAAUAUUUAGUUGAAUAUUAGUUCGUUUAUUACCUAUUAUGCGAAUAGGACGUUUGGGAAAAAUAGGAAUUGGCUGGGGUUUCAUCACGGUUGCCGGAAUCGCCGGGUUUGUGUACUCAAAGCAUUUGGUUGAUAAGAAUCGUUAUGAGAAUAUGAAAAUUCGCAAGCGCAUGAGGGAAUCCAAUCUAGGCGAAUAUACUGUAGAAUCUCCAAGACGCUAUUAA
Toxorhynchites rutilus septentrionalis is the source of this 312-nucleotide messenger RNA. RefSeq lists its product as uncharacterized. The record is from RefSeq and is a predicted model, not a curated record. Lineage: Eukaryota; Metazoa; Arthropoda; Insecta; Diptera; Culicidae. The coding region runs from base 127 to 312 and encodes 61 amino acids. The transcript is spliced from 2 exons.